GUGAAAAUAUUCAUUCUUCAUGGUAUCUACACAUGUAAUCUCCCAUAUCACCUUCUUCAUGGUAUCAGAGCCCUAAUUCUCGGCUCCCGUUUUUCUCCCUCUCUCUCUUUCGAUCGGCAACCUCUCCCCCUCUACACGCCGAUCUGCUUUCUCUCCCCCGGCAGCCAUGGCCGAUGAAAACUCCUCCUCCGGCAAGGUAAUCUCCACCGCCGACACCUCUUCGUCCAACAACUCUCCCCAUCUCGCCUUCACCACUAUAUCCAACAUCAAACUCCAUAUUCCCGUGCAACUAAGUCUUUCAGCACCAAAUUACAAAAAGUGGAGCCGUUUGUUUCGUCUCUUGAUUCUUCGCUUCAAUCUCAAGGGUUUCAUCGACGGCACCACGCUUGCCUCCUCUGCGGAUGAUGCCGAAUGGUAUCAAUUUGAUGCCCUAAUUCAAGGAUGGAUCUUGUCCACCAUCACGGAUGAAGUCUCUGAUCUCGUUCUUGCCAACAAUCUCUCUGCUCAUGCACUAUGGAAAGCUAUUUACAAUCUUUUUCACGACAACAAGCAUGCCCGGGCAAUGCAACUGGAGCACCGCUUCCGUACAACUGUGAAGGGCCACCUCUCCAUCGACGAAUAUUGUCGCCUUCUCAAGAAUCUCUCCGAGUAUCUCGACGAUGUGGAUGCCCCCGUCACCGAGCAUGCCCUUGUACUCCAGGUUCUUCAAGGCCUCCCUCACGAUAUUCGGGGUCAAGUUCAGUUUUUGCAAUAUCAAAAUCUACUCCUGACGUUCUUGGAGGUUCGGUCCGCCUUGCUCCUCGUUGAACAGCAACAAACUGACGCCGUAUACGGCGCCGGAGCGCCGUCCACUGCCCUCCUCAGCACCGGCGGCGGCGGCGGACACACGAGCAGCGGACACCGGCAGGACCGAGGCGGCGGCUAUGGAGGGUAUGGGAGCAGCGGCAGCAGCGGCUUUGGCGGCGGAUUUGGUGGUGGCUCCAGCGGACGCGGCAAGAACUCUGGCGGAAUUCUUUCUCGUUUUUCUUGCCCUUACACGAGCCAACAAAAUGGCCGCGCGGAACGCACCAUCCGCACACUAAACAACACUGUCCGCACCCUUCUUUUUCAAGCUAAUCUCCCUCCUCACUUCUGGGUAGAAGCUCUACAUAUGGCUACUCACCUCUUCAAUAUUCUCCCCACCACCACCCUCAACAAUCGCACUCCUCAUGAGGUUCUUUAUCGCACCCCCCAUCCUAUUCACAUCUUCGCGUCUUCGGAUGUCUUUGCUACCCUAAUCUCUCUGCUACUGCCCCUCACAAACUUGCCCCACGCUCUACUCGAUGCAUUUUUCUUGGUUACCCAGAAGCCCAGUGUGGCUUUCGCUGCCUAGACCUAACCACCCAUAAAAUCAUCAUCUCCCG
Cuscuta campestris is the source of this 1403-nucleotide messenger RNA. NCBI's taxonomy places the organism in Eukaryota, Viridiplantae, Streptophyta, Magnoliopsida, Solanales, Convolvulaceae. The record is from the annotation of a GenBank genome assembly.